This is a messenger RNA of Echinops telfairi (small Madagascar hedgehog), 4478 nucleotides long. It is a transcript of the gene SLC44A1, whose product is annotated as solute carrier family 44 member 1. NCBI's taxonomy places the organism in Eukaryota, Metazoa, Chordata, Mammalia, Afrosoricida, Tenrecidae. The transcript has 16 exons. The record is from RefSeq and is a predicted model, not a curated record. Gene Ontology annotation, cellular component: plasma membrane. Bases 1 to 2178 code for a protein of 725 amino acids. Gene Ontology annotation, molecular function: choline transmembrane transporter activity. Gene Ontology annotation, biological process: transmembrane transport; choline transport.
AUGGAAGCAGCCGUCACCUUGGAUGAACCUGCUGCAAAGGAUUUCUUUAAAAUCUUAAAAAGCAAAGACGUUGCUUUAAUAACUAAGAUGUACCUGAUUCAAGCCGCGAUCUCAUCUCAUAUAAAUGAGAAAGCUAAACAAUUAAAAAGGAAGAUGGAAAAGAAAGUGACGUCUCUGAGUUAUGGUCUUAUUGGACACACCAUGGACUGCCAGAAGAUAAACAAAUUUGUCUUAGAAAAGAGCUCCAAACGGGAAUGGAAGCCUCUGGAGGACCGGAGCUGCACGGACAUACCAUGGCUGCUGCUCUUCGUCCUCUUCUGCAUUGGGAUGGGAUUUAUUUGUGGCUUUUCAGUAGCCACAGGUGCAGCAGCAAGACUGGUGUCAGGAUACGACAGCUAUGGAAAUAUCUGUGGGCAGAAAAAUGCAAAGUUGGAAGCAAUACCAAACAGUGGCAUGGACCACACCCACCGGAAGUAUGUGUUCUUUUUGGAUCCAUGCAAUCUGGACUUGAUAAACCGGAAGAUCAAGUCUGUAGCACUGUGUGUAGCGGCGUGUCCAAGACAAGAACUGAAAACACUGAAUGAUGUUUACAAGUUUGCAGAGACCAAUGGCUCAGCACUAUGUAGCUACAACCUAAAGCCUUCAGAAUAUACUACAUCUUCAAAAGCUUCGACUCUUUGCCCCAAACUACCAGUUCCAGCGAGUGCACCUAUUCCAUUCUUCCAUCGCUGUGCUCCUGUGAACAUUUCCUGCUAUGCCAAGUUUGCAGAGGCCCUGAUCACCUUUGUCAGUGACAAUAGUGUCUUACACAGGCUGAUUAGUGGAGUAAUGACCAGCAAAGAAAUUAUAUUGGGACUUUGCUUAUUAUCACUAGUGCUGUCCAUGAUCUUGAUGGUGAUAAUCAGGUACAUAUCAAGAGUCCUUGUGUGGAUCCUAACAAUUCUGGUCAUACUGGGUUCACUUGGUGGCACAGGUGUCCUGUGGUGGUUAUAUGCGAAGCAAAGGAAAUCUGCCAAAGAAACAGUAAUUCCCGAGCAGCUCCAGAUAGCUGAAGACAAUCUUCGGGCCCUGCUCAUCUAUGCCAUUUCAGCCACAGUGUUCACCGUGAUCUUGUUCCUGAUCAUGUUGGUUAUGCGCAAACGAGUGGCCCUCACCAUCGCCUUGUUCCAUGUGGCCGGCAAAGUCUUCAUCCACUUGCCACUGCUAGUCUUCCAGCCCUUUUGGACUUUCUUUGCUCUCGUCCUGUUUUGGGUCUACUGGAUCAUGACACUUCUGUUUCUCGGCACUACUGGCAGUGCUGUUCAGAACGACAAAGGCUUUGUGGAGUUCAAGGUUUCCGGCCCCCUGCAGUACAUGUGGUGGUACCAUGCAGUGGGUCUCAUUUGGAUCAGUGAGUUCAUUCUGGCUUGUCAGCAGAUGACGGUCGCAGGAGCUGUAGUAACGUACUACUUUACAAGGGAUAAAAGGAAUCUGCCGUUUACCCCUAUUUUGGCAUCAGUGAAUCGCCUUAUCCGUUAUCACCUUGGUACUGUGGCAAAGGGAUCGUUCAUUAUCACCUUGGUCAAAAUUCCACGGAUGAUCCUGAUGUACAUUCACAGUCAGCUCAAAGGAAAGGAAAAUGCUUGUGCUCGAUGUAUGCUGAAAUCUUGCAUUUGUUGCCUUUGGUGUCUUGAAAAGUGCCUAAAUUAUUUAAAUCAGAAUGCAUACACAGCCACCGCGAUCAACAGCACCAACUUCUGCACCUCUGCAAAGGAUGCCUUUGUGAUUCUGGUGGAGAACGCUCUAAGAGUAGCUGCCAUCAAUACAGUGGGGGAUUUUAUGCUAUUCCUGGGCAAGGUGCUGAUUGUCUGCAGCACAGGUUUGGCUGGGAUCAUGCUGCUCAACUACCAGCAGGACUACACAGUCUGGGUGCUGCCUCUCAUCAUCGUCUGCCUCUUUGCGUUCCUGGUCGCGCACUGCUUCCUGUCCAUUUACGAAAUGGUAGUGGAUGUAUUGUUCUUGUGUUUUGCCAUUGAUACAAAAUACAAUGAUGGGAGCCCUGGCAGAGAAUUCUAUAUGGAUAAAGUGCUGAUGGAGUUUGUGGAAAACAGUAGGAAGGCACUCAAAGAAGCUGGUAAGGGAGGCGCUGCUGAUGCCAGAGAGCUAAAGCCGAUGGCUGCGGGAGCAAGUUCUGCUUGAACCUAGCCGACCGUUAUGGAGCCCAUUGACAUUCCAAAACAAUAUAUACACAUAACUAUGUAUUUGUGUGUGGGUGGGUGUGUCUAUGCAUAGGUAUAUAUACACACACACCUAAGCAGCCAAAAUCAGAGAAAAGGAACAGGGAUUUAAUACCUUUUUUAUGCUUAUUUUUGUCAAACAUGUACUCCUCCUUUCAUACGGGUGGCUUUUACAAGGCAACUUCCGUCAUUUAAUGUUUUCAAUUGUAAUUGUCUUAAUGGAAAUGUUAAGAUUCAUAUCUGAUUAACAUUUUUAAUAACUUAGAGGAGAUUUUAACUUUAGUUAUUUAAAUUAGAUAAAAAUUAGUGUACCAAAUUCUUUGUUUAAAAGUUUUCAGGGGCGCGUCCCUGAUGUGUGUACAAAAUCAAGAUCUUAUUUUACUGAUGCAUAUGGCCUAGUGGGACAAGACUAGGCUCGUGCGCUCAGAUAAAUAAGCACUCACUUCAGUCACUGUCCCCCAAGCCAAGAAGCCAUGCCAUUUUCCUUUUAGAAACAUGCAAGUGGGCCCAAUAGGGGAAUUUCCAUAGUAGGUCAUAACAUUCGUCAGCGAACGUUAAAGACUAACCAACUCCUCAGGAAUUCGUAGUUUACCCUAAUGCUUCUAUAAAAGAGAGUAGGUAAAAAAGAAAAGGGUAGAUAACCUUUCUUAUGCAAACUGUUUUCUUAUAGUUUGUCUUUCCUUUUUCACUGUGGUAGCAUCCUCCACACAGUUGUGUGCCUGGUUUGAAAGGAAGCUGGGCACCCAGCAAGUGCAGCCUUUCCGUGUCUGUGUAGUGAUGUGCAGAGUAAGUCAUGCGAGGAGGGAAACGGAGGGAGAGGAAGGUGCUGGGGCUUCUGCUGUAGGGACAACAGUGACUUCGGGCUGAAAGGCCAUUUCAUGUAUCUGCUUGCUGUCAACUCAGAAAACACACUGGCAGGUGCGCCUCUCCUGGGAACGUCACUCAGUAUCUAGACUUCUACAAUGUGUAACUGAAGAACUGGUUCAUGUUUAAUCCUCAAGUGUAGAUUGUGCUUUUUGUUUGGGGGUGGGUCUUGGUUUUGUUUCUGUUUUUGUGUUUUUAUUCCUGAAGCUUACCAGAUAUGAAUGGCUAAUAUUUCACUGUUCCGCUUAUUGUAAUGGUGAAUGCUUUAAGAAAAAAAAAAGUGUAAUUUGCUAAGAAUAAUUCAUGAUCUGUUUAUGCGAUAACUCCUUUUUGUUACAAUUUUUUUAAGAAAAGCUAUUUUUGUUAAUGUAAAGUAAAUAUUUCAGAGCAAAUUUUUUAAACUUAUUGCACUAAAUAUAGGCUCUGUACAAAAAAGAAAAAGAAAAAAAAAAGCCUCCGCAUUUUAUCAUUCCAUGGAAGGAGACUCUUUUGAAAGAAAGCAUUGCCUCCUACCAGAAUAAGACAGUGAUUUAGAACGGUAUUAUAGGAAAGCGUACAAUUAAUGUCACCAGGGCUUAAUAAGCAGCUGUUCGCUAAUGUGCUUCCUUUCAAAGGGUUAGACCUUUAAAUUGCUGCAAAAGGUAAACUGUAUUUUUUUUUUUAAGUGUCUGUGUUCUUUCGGCGGCAAAUUGCUAAAUGCCUUGGUUUAAUUUUCAAAGCUCAUGUGAUAUUUCUGAUUUUUCAGAAUCUUUGCAAUAACAGCCUCGGUUUAAAAAUAACAACUCACACUUUAGAGCUCAUGUCUUGGCAUGAACGGGGGAAACACCAUGGUGUGAGUAGAUGCUCUGAAACAAUAAUUCUCCAGAAGUUACUAUCUAGUGACACCAAACCACAUCACUAUACUUUUUUUAUAUCCUUUGAAGUGGAAUCAAUACAAUUAUGUAACUACCAGUUGUCCAAAUCAGUGAGAGAGCAAGUGAUGGAAAAAAAUUAGAAUACCAUCUGUUUCAUAGUCACCGAUUUUGAACAUUCCAAAACAUGGGGAACUAAAUUUAGAGUUGGCAAAAGUCUGGAAGAGGUGUUUCAGAAAAAACCAAACGAACCCAGAAGACAUUCCAGGACCUAGCUCUUUGACGAGGUCUCCCUGCAAAGUGACCUGAUCGAAGUCGGUGGGAAAUUGGGUUCCGCUCACGGGGACAUCCCAGCAUCAUGGACUCUUGCUGUUCCCUGUUCCACAUGCGUGCAAGCUCAGCUAUUUGGAAGCCACCAGGAAUGCUUUCUAAUCAUCAUUUGCAACCAGGACUGUAAUCAGAAAGAAAUUUUGUAUUUUUGUAUAACUUGAUUGUGUGCCAUUUUCUAUAACAGGUCCUGUUUGACAAAUAAAUUUUGAUUUACUAA